This is a messenger RNA of Gilbertella persicaria, 961 nucleotides long. Its product is annotated as U3-containing 90S pre-ribosomal complex subunit-domain containing protein. Gene Ontology annotation, cellular component: 90S preribosome; nucleus. The record is from RefSeq and is a predicted model, not a curated record. The transcript is spliced from 2 exons. Bases 8 to 847 code for a protein of 279 amino acids. Lineage: Eukaryota; Fungi; Mucoromycota; Mucoromycetes; Mucorales; Choanephoraceae.
CUUAAACAUGUCUCAAGUAGAAAACAAGAGAAAGCAACCUUCUGGCGACGACUUUGAAGACGACUUUCAAGAAGAUGCCAUUGUCUAUUCAGAAAACGAAGAGGCUGUUUCUGAUAACGAACUGGCUUCAGGCACUGAUAUGAAACCUAAAGAAACACCUGCUUCAGAAGAACCACCAAAGAAGAAAAAGAAAAAGCAGCCCAAAAAGAAGAAGGGACCCAGCAAUCCUUUUGAUACUAUUAAUAUUUGGCAAGAAAAUACAACGGUUCAAGCCGAAUAUUUAGCUGAUCGCCAGAAAUUAGCAUUACCUAACCUUUCUUCUGUCGAGCUGGAAGAGCAACAGUUGCUUGAGUCAAAUUUAGUCAAUAAUGAGAACUUUAAGCAAGAACAUGUACUUGAUGCAUUACCCAAUUAUGUUAAAUACGGUGUUGCAGGCCACAAAAAGUUGAAUAAGAAGCCCACAGUUCAUGCUAGUCCUGUUGCUUUAAUUGUCACUCAUUCUGCUAUUCGUGCAGUUGAUCUUGCUCGUGCUUUAAAGGAAUUCUCUAGUACUGCUAAAAUUGCCAAAUUAUUUGCAAAGCAUUUCAAGAUUGAAGAACAAGUUGAAUUUUUAGAUCGUGAAGCAAUUCACUUGGGUGUCGGUACACCUAACCGUCUCUUAACCCUUGUAGACCAAGGCCAUUUGAAGUUAGACAACUUGGAAUUAGUGGUUAUUGAUACUGAAAGAAAUCCUAAACGAUUCAACAUUUUUGAUCUUCAAGAAGUAAGAUCUGAUCUGUUCAAUUUUUUGGGUCAGCAUAUUGCUCCCUUUAUGAAAAAUGGAAAGACUAAGGUUGGAUUAUUUUAGACAUAGAUUAUUUAUAACAUCCUGUACAUUUUAUCAUCACUUUUGAACUUUUUUUUUGAAUAAUAAAACGACCUAAAUAAUCAUAAUUGUAAUUUCAAACUACAAGUUUAUAUA